This is a messenger RNA of Symbiodinium natans, 1311 nucleotides long. The record is from the annotation of a GenBank genome assembly. Lineage: Eukaryota; Dinophyceae; Suessiales; Symbiodiniaceae.
AUGAAGCCAUGGCCGUUCCUGGUGUUCUCCCUGGGCUUGAGACCCACUGACUGCUACGACAACGGCGCGCCCCACUCGCGGAAGCCACCUCUCGGCUGGUCCAGUUGGGUGGGCCUGGGCCGGCAGUGGCCAGGCCCCGAAGCGCAGGCCCCGGAGUUCGACUUUUGUGACGAGGAAAGCGUGAAGCUCUCGGUCGACGCCUUCCAUGAGGUCGGUCUCUUCGACGCCGGCUAUCGCCACUUCCAUUUGGACGACUGCUGGGCGGACCACGAGCGGAAUGCGUCGGGCUUCCUGCAAGCUGACCGGCAGCACUUUCCCAAGGGCAUGAAGCCAAUCGUAGACUACGCCCACUCCAAAGGUCUCACUUUCGGUCUCUACACCUGCGCCGGCACCUACACAUGCGUGGGCCACCGGCCUGGCUCAAAGGGCCACUUCAGAGAAGACGCCGCGGUCUUUGCCGAGUGGGGCGUGGAUGUGGUAAAGAUGGAUUGGUGUUUCACGGACGGGAUGCAGCCGGAACCGACCUACACGGCCUUCUCGGAAGCGCUGAAUGCGACCGGCCGCCCCAUCCAUUUCAACAUGUGCGAGUGGGGCAGAGCUUCACCUUGGACCUGGGGCCCCCGAGUCGCGCAGUCCUGGAGGGCCACGGGAGACCAUGUCCCCCUGUGGCAGGACACGAAGAAGGUGAUAGCGCAAAGGUCCCAGAUUCCUGCGGCCUAUGCAGGACGCCCCUUUGCUUGGAAUGACAUGGACAUGCUGGAGACGGGGAACUACCGGCAGGCUGCUCAUGCAAAUGGAAAGACCGGCAACAUGACCAGCGUUGAGUACCGAACGGAGGUGAGCAUGUGGGCAAUUCUUGCCUCCCCGAUGAUUGUCACCACUCCACUGCUGAACUGCUCGAAGACAGAUCAGAUCGCGGGGAACUUCACAUCGGGAAGCUGCAGGCCAUCGAUCACUCCAUUGCAGAAGGAGCUUCUUCUGAACAAGGAGGUCAUAGCAGUGAAUCAAGUUGAUACUCCGGCCGGUCGCCUUUUGAAGGAUGCCGGCAGCUGGAUGGCGUAUAGCAGAGACCUUCCUGACGGAUCGGUGGCAGUCGCCUUCUACAAUCCGUCGGAUUCCACGGCUGACGCCAGUCUGGACCUGUCCGCCUUGGGAUGGGCAUCGGGGACGAUGGCAAGAGUGCGAGAUCUCUGGGCACAGAAGGAGCUUCCCCAGACGCGGGACCGCUUCCCAUCGACUGGGUUCGUGGAGGUGCAGGCGCAUGGCACGCUUCUGUAUCGGUUCAGCAAGGUGUCGGAGUUGAUCGUAUGA